AUUUUUACUUUCUAAGCUGCAAAAAACAGUCUGAGUCUGUAGGCUUAUAACCUUUUCUCAAUCCUUGUAGAUUGAUCCGUUGUAAAAAUGAGUGACAGUAUGGAAAGAGACACAUCAGAAAAUGAUGAAAAAGAACCAGAAAAUUUAACUAGCAAAAGACAGGUGAAACAGAAAGGACCUACUAACAAAAUUAAGAGGGCAAAGACAGUUGAGCAAUCAAGCCUAGAUGAUGAAGAACCGGAAAAUUUAACCAGCAAGAGAAAGGUGAAACAAAAAGGACCUACUAACAAAAUUAAGAGGACAAAGAUAAUUGAGCAAUCAAGCCCAUCCGUUUCUGGACAAAUGUGUGGGCCAGUUCAGAUGCCGGCCAGUCGUGUGAACUCACCAACAUCUUUUCAAGCAAACGCAAAUCAACCCGAAUCAGUGACCAUGCCUGAAACUCAACCGGCUGGAAUGGGCCAGAAUGCAACUCAGACGCCAACGGCUGAUCCUGAAAAGCUUAAGCUAAUUCAGCAGCAACUGGUUCUCCUACUGCACGCACACAAGUGCCAACGGCGGGAAAGCCAGGCCAACGGAGACAUCAAGCAAUGUUCGCUUCCACACUGUAGGACAAUGAAAAAUGUCCUCAACCACAUGGAGCACUGUCAUUCUGGCAAAAAUUGCACAGUAACUCACUGUUCAUCGUCUCGUCAGAUAAUCUCGCAUCGGAAGUACUGUACUCGCAGUGACUGUCCUGUCUGCAUACCUUUGAAAAAUGCAUCAGACAGAUCGCGGACGCAAGCUGCCCAGUUGUUAAAGCAAGCUGCCUGUAAUCCAGCUAUGGGACCGAAUCCACCGCCAAGCUCACAUAUGAACCAAACGUUGAAGUUACAGCAGGAACCUAUUGCACGGACGUUGUAUCGGCAAGGAUUGAGAAAUACAGGCAUGACGCCAAUAGAUCAAGUGCCUCUUGAAGUACAGGCUAGAGGCCCAGAGGCUUACAAUGCAUUUAUUGAGGCACUAAAAGAGGGCAGCAAACCUAUCUAUCAAACACGCCUUAUGUUUGUUGGACCUCAGCGCGUUGGAAAAACCAGUCUUGUCAAGGCCCUUACUGGACUAGAAUUUAACAAAAAUGAAGGUAUUACUGAUGGAAUUGAUGCAUCACUGUCAUGCACAUUAAGUGUUAAGCAUAUCACUGACUGGAAACUGCAACCAGAUAAACCAACAGGAAAACUUAUUAAAGCAAAGCAGAAAUAUUUGAGAGCUGUUGCAGAAAAGAUGCUGCAAAUGAAACGUGGAAUCAAAUCAAAGAAAUUUUCAAGUGGAGAACAUAAUGCAGCACAAGACCAAAUGUUAACAUCUCAAGGUAUGAAUUUACAUUUGUAUUGA
Molecule: messenger RNA, 1368 nt
Organism: Anneissia japonica
Lineage: Eukaryota; Metazoa; Echinodermata; Crinoidea; Comatulida; Comatulidae
Exons: 11
Coding region: 88-1368 (426 amino acids)
Biological process (GO): positive regulation of transcription by RNA polymerase II
Cellular component (GO): transcription regulator complex; histone acetyltransferase complex
Molecular function (GO): histone acetyltransferase activity; chromatin DNA binding; transcription coactivator activity
Source: RefSeq, a predicted model, not a curated record